Oldenlandia corymbosa var. corymbosa is the source of this 663-nucleotide messenger RNA. The record is from the annotation of a GenBank genome assembly. NCBI's taxonomy places the organism in Eukaryota, Viridiplantae, Streptophyta, Magnoliopsida, Gentianales, Rubiaceae.
AUGGGUUUUUGUUGUUAUUCAAUUGCAGUGGGUACUGAAGUUGUGAUGGUGGAUGACAUUCCCUUUCCUCCUCAGAUCAAUCCUGGUUCUGACAAGCCUUUAUCUUUGCUCGGCCAGGGUAUAACCGACAUUGAGAUUCACUUCCUGCAAGUUAAGUUCACCGCCAUUGGGGUUUAUCUAGAUCCCGAAAUUUUCACUCAUUUACAGGCCUGGAAAGGAAAGACCGGGGCGGAUUUAGCAAAGGAUGAUGCUUUCUUCGACGCUGUCAUCUCAAGCCCGGUAGAUAAGUUUGUGAGGGUGGUAGUGAUUAAGGAGAUCAAAGGUUCCCAAUAUGGGGUGCAGCUAGAAAAUGCAGUGAGGGAUUGGCUGGCGGCCGACGACAAGUACGAGGAUGAGGAGGAAGAAUCUCUUGAGCAAGUGGUUCAGUUUUUCCAGCACAAGUAUUUCAAGAAGGAUUCUGUCCUCACAUUCUAUUUCCCUGCUUCAUCUGCUACUGCUGAGCUUACAUUCUCGACUGAGGGGAAAGAGGAAUCAAAGUUAAAGGUGGAGAAUGCAAAUGUGGCUGAGAUGAUCAAGAAAUGGUACUUGGGCGGAACCAGAGGAGUUUCUCAGACAACCAUCUCCUCACUUGCCAACAAUCUUUCUGCCGAGUUAUCUAACUGA